Molecule: messenger RNA, 1297 nt
Organism: Zingiber officinale
Lineage: Eukaryota; Viridiplantae; Streptophyta; Magnoliopsida; Zingiberales; Zingiberaceae
Product: leucoanthocyanidin dioxygenase-like
Exons: 2
Coding region: 63-1160 (365 amino acids)
Source: RefSeq, a predicted model, not a curated record
CUGCCUCCCUCAGUGGUGAAUUCAUCAAUCGCCGCCAUCAAAUUAGUUAUCAGAUUGCGAAAAUGGUGGCGAAGGUGGCGUCGAGGGUGGAGAUCCUGGCGAAGAGUGGCCUGAGCGAGAUCCCCGCCGAGUACAUCCGCCCCGAGUCGGAGCGGCUCGACCUCGGGGACGCGUUCGAGACGGCGAAGAAGGGGGCGGAGGACCAGCUGGGGCCUCAGCUGCCCGUGGUGGACCUCCAGGCGCUGGAGUCCGGCGACGAGGCUGCGCGGCGGGUGUGCGUGGAGGAGCUGCGCAGGGCGGCCUCGGAGUGGGGAGUGAUGCACAUCACCAACCACGGGAUUAAGCCGGAGCUGGUGGAGCGGCUGAGGAAAGUGGGGAAGGAGUUCUUCGACCUCCCCGUCGAGGAGAAGGAGCGGUACGCGAACGAUCAGGCGUCGGGGAAGAUCCAGGGCUACGGGAGCAAGUUGGCCAACAACGCCAGCGGGCAGCUGGAGUGGCAGGACUACUUUUUCCACCUUAUUUUUCCCGAGGAGAAGAUCGACGUCUCCAUUUGGCCGAAGCAACCGGAAGAUUACAUUGAAGUGACGGCGGAGUUCGGAAAGCAGCUGAGGGUGGUGGUGACGAAGCUGCUGGAAGCCCUCUCCGAAGGCCUGGGAUUGGAAAAGGGGACUCUGGACUCCGAGCUCGGCGGCACCAAGGACCUGCUCCUCCAGAUGAAGAUCAACUACUACCCUGUCUGCCCGCAGCCGGACCUGGCGCUGGGCGUGGAGGCGCACACCGACAUCAGCGCCCUCUCGUUUAUCCUCCACAACAUGGUCCCCGGCCUCCAGGUCUUCUACGACGGUAAGUGGGUGACGGCGGAGUGCAUCCCGGACGCCCUCAUCGUCCACGUCGGCGACAGCCUCGAAAUCCUCAGCAACGGCCGCUACAAGAGCGUCCUCCACCGCGGCCUCGUCAACAAGGAGAAAGUCCGCAUCUCCUGGGCCGUCUUCUGCGAGCCCCCCAAGGAGACCAUCCUGUUGAGGCCGCUGGAGGAGCUGCUGGCCGACGGCACGCCGCCAAAUUUCCCGCCGAGGACGUUCGAGCAGCACAUCCAGCACAAGCUCUUCAAGAAGAACAAUCCGGAGGCGGCGACGCCCCCAGCCAACGCAACCAACUGAGUUCGUCCGUCCCCAUGUGUCUUCUUAAUUACUUGUGCUUGCAGUUACCGGCCGGCGUGCAUCUGGCUACCGGUCGCGUAAUAUCGCUCUGUUUUCAGUUUUUCCAUCCGUAUGAAUAAUAUUAAUAUUUUGGCCUA